AUGAGGACAUGUUUGGCUGCCUUGAGCCUUCUACCAGAGAGAGCAACCAGAGAGAGAGAGCCUAUUUUCUUGGCAUUUUACGCGCUCCAGCGCCCCGUACCUCGAGCAUGAUCACUGCAAUGUUCUAUAAGGUCUAAACGACAGACUGAUGGUGGACCUCUGGUGACCACAAUCAAUCGUUCGGUGAAUAAACUUCAUCAGGAGGGAGGCUGAGUGUGUGGGCGCCCCUUUCCACCACCUCAAGACGAUGCGCAUCACUGACAGCAGUGUAUGUGGAAUACCAAGAGGACGGAGAGGAUGGAGAUGAAGCGAAGUUGAAAACAUUGUUGCUUCUUGCCGAUUUGGAAUCAUGGCCAAGAACACAUCGCUGUAUUUUCGUAUCGUUGAAGGGCGGAAUCUGCCGGCGAAAGAUGUGUCGGGCACGAGCGAUCCGUACUGCAUUGUGAAAGUUGACAAUGAGGUCGUGGCUAGGACGGCCACGGUGUGGAAGAACCUGAAUCCGUUCUGGGGAGAGGAGUACACCCUGCACCUCCCUAUGGGCUUCCACCUGCUCUCCUUCUACGUCAUGGAUGAGGACACUAUCGGCCAUGACGACGUGAUUGGGAAGAUCUCCCUCACCAAGGAGGUCAUCGCAGCUCAGGCAAAAGGGCUGGACAGCUGGCUGAACCUGACGCGUGUGGACCCAGAUGAGGAGGUGCAGGGGGAGAUCCACGUGGAGCUGGAGCUGCGGAGGGAAGCCCAGCGCACCUGCCUACGCUGUCACGUCAUCCAGGCCAGAGAUCUGGCCCCCAGGGAUAUUUCUGGAACAUCAGACCCGUUCACCAGGAUUCUCUACCACAACCACAGUGCAGAGACCUCGAUCAUAAAGAAGACACGGUUCCCCCACUGGGGGGAGACGCUGGAGCUGAGCCUGGAGAAGGGGGAGGAGGAGGAGGGCGGCUGCGUCACCCUGGAGGUCUGGGACUGGGACAUGGUGGGCAAGAACGACUUCCUGGGGAAGGUGGAGAUUCCGUUGGCGUGCCUGCACAGAACGCCACCGCUGCAGGGCUGGUUCCGACUCCUGCCCCUCGGCAACACGGAGGACGACGCCGGUGGUAGGUUGGGGGCGCUGCGUCUGAAGGUGCGGUUAGCAGAGGAGAGGAUCCUGCCCUCUGUCUACUACCAGCCACUCACAGACCUGCUGGUGGAGUCAGUCAUAUCACCUGCAGAGGUGGAGGAGCCCACCCUGCUGACGCUGCUGGAGGAGGUGGCGACGGUGGAGAGCCGGCAGGACGUGGCCAUGACGCUGGUGAAGAUCUACCUGGGCCAGGGCCUGACCGUGCCCUUUCUGGAUUACCUCAACACCAGAGAAGUCAACCACACAUCGGAUCCAAACACCCUCUUCCGAUCCAACUCACUAGCAUCUAAAGCCAUGGAACAGUUUAUGAAGGCGGUGGGGAUGUUGUAUCUGCAUGAGGUGCUGAGGCCCAUCAUCAACCGCAUCUUUGAGGAGAAGAAAUACGUGGAGCUGGACCCCUGCAAAAUAGACAUGCACCGCAGCAGGCGUAUCUCGUUCAAGGGCUCGGUGUCGGAGGCUGAGAUCCGUGAGAGCAGUGUGGGGCUGCUGCAAGGCUACCUGUCCAGCAUCGUGGAGGCCAUCGUGGGCUCCGUGGCCCAGUGCCCCCUCGUCAUGAGGGUCCUGUUCAAACAGCUGCACAAGAGGGUGGAGGAACAGUUCCCCGAACCGCAACAUGAGGAUGUGAAGUAUUUGGCCAUCAGCGGUUUCUUCUUCCUGCGUUUCUUCGCUCCCGCCAUUCUCACCCCCAAACUCUUCCAUCUGAGAGACCACCAUGCAGACACACGCACCAGCAGAACACUACUGCUACUGGCUAAGGCGGUCCAGAGUGUGGGUAACCUGGGGCUGCAGCUUGGUCAUGGUAAGGAGCAGUGGAUGGCCCCCCUGCAUCCCACAAUCCUUAGCAGCGUGGCCUCCGUCAAAGACUUCCUGGACAAGCUGAUAGACGUCGACCAUGACAACAUGUCGGAGGUGCCCCAGCGUGCGGUGUUCCUGCCCUCGGUGACGGUAAAGGAGGGUUUCCUGAUGAAGCAUAAGGCCCAGGGUCCCACGCUGCUGAAGAGGAUGGCCUUCAAGAAGCGCUACUUCUGGCUGAGCAGCGAGACGCUCUCCUACGCCAAGACGCCUGACUGGCAGGUCCGUGCGUCCAUCCCGGUGCAGUGUGUGUGUGCGGUGGAGCGUGUGGAUGAGAACGCCUAUCAGCUGCAGAACGUCAUGCAGGUGGUGACACAGGACAGCGAAGGACACCUCAACACCAUGUAUCUACAGUGCAAGAAUGUGAAUGAGCUGAACCAGUGGUUGUCGGCCAUCAGGAAGGUGAGCAUCUACAACGAGCGCCUGCUGCCUUCAUUCCACCCCGGAGCCUACCGCAGCGGCAAGUGGACAUGCUGCCUACAGCCCGAUCGCUCAGCGGUGGGCUGCAGUCGUACUCAUUCUGCGGUGACGUUAGGGGACUGGAGUGACCCUUUAGACCCGGAUGCCGAGGCCCAGACUAUCUAUAAACAGCUGCUCCAGGGCAGGGAUAAACUCAGGAAGCAGUACCUAGAGCCAGAGGAAGCAGCCGGAGCGGCAGAGGAGGAGAGCAGACCAGUCAGCUCCACACAGCCCUCAGGCGGCCUGCAGAGGGCAGCAGUGCCAUCGGAGAGGACCAGAGCUCUGGUGACUCGCCUGCUGGACGCGGUGGCAGAGCUGGAGCGCGCUCACAACACCUACCAACGCCGCGAGAAAGAGGAGGCCAGCUCACUAAUACUGCCUUCAUAGACCGCACACUAAACACUCACACACACACACACACACACACACACACACACACACACACACACACACACACACACACACACACACACACACACACACACACACACACACACACACACAGGAGGUCGGCUCCCUUAUACUGGCUUCGUACACUACGCUCACACACACACACACAGGCAUG
Molecule: messenger RNA, 2993 nt
Organism: Engraulis encrasicolus (European anchovy)
Lineage: Eukaryota; Metazoa; Chordata; Actinopteri; Clupeiformes; Engraulidae
Product: rasGAP-activating-like protein 1
Exons: 21
Coding region: 350-2815 (821 amino acids)
Biological process (GO): cellular response to calcium ion; regulation of GTPase activity; negative regulation of Ras protein signal transduction
Molecular function (GO): GTPase activator activity
Source: RefSeq, a predicted model, not a curated record